Messenger RNA from Aegilops tauschii subsp. strangulata, 2802 nucleotides. NCBI's taxonomy places the organism in Eukaryota, Viridiplantae, Streptophyta, Magnoliopsida, Poales, Poaceae. The record is from RefSeq and is a predicted model, not a curated record.
UACGCGCACCUUGUAUGCUCUUGAUAGUGGACGCACACCUUCACUGCCCUCGGGGAAUCACUUGUUGAUGAACGAGGUGACGCUACCUGAGUCGGCCAGCAUCAACACCUCGCGGCCUUGAAUCCACGCCCAGAGCUGGAACGCCUUCGGGAACACCCCUCUCGUCAUGGCUGAUCGCGAGAUCGCCAUGACUGCAUCCUAUCUUGGCUCCUCUGGUGGUGUGUUCUAUAGAUCAGACGAUGCGUUGAUGCCGAACAGCUCCAGCAACUCCUCCACCAUGUCGAAUUGCACCGAUGUGGGGCAAACAUUCUCGUGGCCCCAGCGCUCACCGCACUUGAAGCAUAACCCCCUUGCUCUUCGAUAAUCUCAUAGGGUCUUGAUCUUUGUUGCUUCCGCCCGGGCCGUGUCGGUCCCGCGCCAACCGGUCGCCCCUUCUUGCAGUGGGUUGCGGGCCGAUGGAGGAGGAAGCGGCAGCGCUGCUGGAGGUCAAAUUGGCGCCUCUGGUGGCUGCGUCGCCGGUUGACGGGACGGCUCCAUGUACACCCCAUAUGCCACUUCUUCUUACAGUAGUGCCAAGGCACACGCAGUGUCCAGGGCUGGUGGUCGUUGCAACAUGACCACCACCCAGAUGUCCGGCCUCAGUCCGUUGGCCGGGAGGAGGCGGCGUCUAGAAGGACACCGCCAUCGUCCCCCAUUGCAGAUGGAACAAGUCAUGGUCAUUGGACCCGCGAGGUGCAUCUAUCGCGCCUUCAGCAGCACGAGGAGAUGUGCUACGAGUUGCUGGUGGUGGCGCCAUGGGAUCCAGUGCCUGGGUUCCCCCGCCGUUGGCGUCGUUGGUGUCGGGUCGCCCUUGUUGGAGUGCGGAUACAGCAUCUCCCAGAUCGGCGACGCGCCGCUCCAGAUCGGGCCGCCACGCUGCCAGGUCAUCCAGGCGGGUGGUGACUGCCGUGACGGCCAUCGUGUUGGCCUCCAUCGUGGAGGUGAGCUUGUCAGAGUAGGUCCUGGUAGCCGGAUCCAUGUGCUCCAGUUGCAGUUGCACUUGGCGAAGAUUUCGUGUCUCGAUGAACUACGCCAGAACGCGCGACGGGAAGGGUGGUGGUGGCGACUGAUACCAGAUGUUGAGGAUUUGGUGCCGCUGCCCCUAGCAGGCCCAAUGGUACUACUUUCGACUCGCUGGGCGAAGCAUAUGAUUUCUACAACUUGUAUUCUUGUGAAAAAGGGUAAACCUGGUGCGGAGAACACACGGUCCUGCCUUUGCAAAUGCCCGGCACUCAAUAGGUUGAUGCGGAUGGAGGACAAUACGUGGUAUAUUGCUGAUCCUCGGGAGAGUCACAAUCAUUCGCCCCGCCAGACUUUGGCGAGAUGAUACACUGGCAUUGCACAAGCACAUUGAUGUGUAAAGUAGAGACCUGAUAAAGGAGCUGAGGCGGAACAAUGUCAACCUUCUGAAGGUUUAUAAACAUCAUAGGCAGCUUUUUUGGAUCUAUGGAAAAUGUGUCGUUCAUUAAGAGGUAUUUGCGAAAAUCUGUGUGAAACGAUAAGCAGAAAGCAGGCAGAUGAUAAUGUGAGGAAGACGAUGGAGGUUUUUGCAAAAAUUGGGGCAAAGGAUCCACACUUCAAAUUGGAGUACAGAGUUCAGCCUGACAACGAGGGCAUGAUCAAGAACCUAAUGUGGGCAAGCGGGAGCAACAUGUUGCAGUACACAUUUUUCGGCGACAUCAUAACAUUCGGCACCACAUACAGGCCCAAUUUGUACGACAUGCCUUCGGCCUAUUUGUUGGUGUCAAUAAUCAUUUCCAGAAUGUCAUGUUGGUUAGGGUGCUUGUACAUGAUGAGCCCGCAAAGAGUUUUGAAUGGGGUUUCUCUAAAUUUCUGAGAAUGAUGGGCAGCACAGCGCCGAUGGUUGAAGUAUAUGAGGCUACAAUUUGAUAGAGAGUCGGAAGAGAAUUAUGUUUAAAGAAUAUGUGCCUCCAGGUAAUCCAAUGCAUAUAUUUGUGGACUUGGAACAUGUAGCCACAACUUCAAUUAGCAUGAGUCGAAGGUGAAAUCUGCCAGGGCAGAGACCUUUGCAGCGGCGGAGGAAAUGUUGGAUUCCAUCAUGAAGACGGUCUGCUACAGGUUUGUUUUGAAGCUAUGAGCGGCUAGACCCGGAGGUAUUUUUUGUUGGCAGAAGCUCUUGUUCACUGGCUCAAGAAUAUCCUAUCGGCAGCAUGUGUUUUAUAUGGGAUUCAUAUUUUUGCUAACUGCUAUUACUCAUAUAUAUGUGGAAGAUAAAUGAAAAAGCCAUUCCUACUGUACCGUGAAGAACUAUCUUUGUGUUAACCAUACCUUAUUGAUGCCUGUUCUAGUGUGAGAAGCCGCACUAGUGUGAAACCAACUGCUCGGAGAAAGUUCAUCUGCAUUUAUUUUUUAUUGCUUUAGGAUUCAUAUGUUGCUGGUUCACAGUUUUUAUUGACUACCUGGUAGUAACCUUCAAAAAUUAGCCUUGUCGUGGUGUAAAUUGUCGUGUUUAUUUUGCUUCGAAAUAACCAAACAAACAUAUCUGUGCUUGAAUUGCAGUGACCCUGUUCUGUUUAAGCCAUCUUUCAGAGAAAGGAAACUGCAUCUGUAAUUCAUUUGUUUUUGGAAUGGUUAAUCAUUUAGCUGAGUAUAGUAUUCAUGUAUGGAAAGGAUGCAACCUAGUCCAACAUAAUUGCUUGCACAACAGUAGAUGAAUAAGAAAUUAUAUGUUUCGUUCUCUUAGUUUUCCCGCUGCCUCCUUGUUUUUGGGUUUAUUUAUUUUUACCAGUGGCUAAGAUAAAA